This is a messenger RNA of Lolium perenne, 1796 nucleotides long. Its product is annotated as protein IQ-domain 26-like. The record is from RefSeq and is a predicted model, not a curated record. NCBI's taxonomy places the organism in Eukaryota, Viridiplantae, Streptophyta, Magnoliopsida, Poales, Poaceae. Gene Ontology annotation, molecular function: protein binding.
CUAGCUAGCCUCAAUCUCUCUUCCCUGCUAAUCACCCCACCGCCGCUACGGUUGGGGCGGUUACCCGUUCGAGGUUGAUGCGCUGCAAAGUUUCUCGGCGACACCACACCCCUCCCUCCUCCACUCGACUUUCUUUCCUAUUCUGGGCUGGAUUUCACGUAGACUUCGCCGCUUCCGCCCCUGCAAAGUUAAUUUCUUGCUGUAAUCCCGUGCCUUGCUCAAAGUAGAGGGUGGACUUCCGAGCAUUUCCCUUUCCUUCUUCUUCAAACCUUCUGCUUCCCGUAUCCCGGUCAUUUCUCCUUGAUUUCGCGUACCGAUAGGCAGCCGUUUCCUUUUUUUCAUUGCUGGCAAAGCUGUAUAUAGGCCGUGCAUUUAUUUCUCCCCUGAUUGUCUCCAAAACCCCCCUUCCUUCUCCCUCGAGCAAGAGGCGCAGUUGUCUGCGUAUCGUGCGCUCCUACAGAGUGGGCUGCUGCUUCCCCUUCUCAUCUCCUUCCGAGAUUCUCUCGUCUUCCGAACGUUUCGUUGACGCGUUUCUUCUCUCCCUCGCGGCCGUGUACGUCUGAAGAGAGUCGGCGCGGGCAGGUCAGCCAUGGGGCGUGCCAUGAGAUGGCUCAAGAAGCUCUUGACGGGCGCCAAGGAAGGACACGGCGGCGUCAAGGCCGACUGGCAUGACGCUGCGGAGAAGGAGGCGAGCAGGUGGAGCUUCGUGAAGCAGAGGAAGAGCGGAGCUGACGGCGGGAAGCCGCGGCCUUCGGUGGUGGCUCUCGCCGCCGCGGCCAGGCCGUGCCGUUGCGUCGGUGAACCGCGCGAGGAGGAGGCCGCCGUCGUGGUUCAGAAGGCCUUCAGAGGCUACCUGGCUAGGAAAGCGCUUCGCGCGCUGAGAUCGCUCGUCAAGCUGCAGGCUCUGGUCCGAGGCUACCUCGUGAGGAAGCAGGCAGCCACGACUUUGCACAGGCUGCAGGCGCUCAUGCGGCUGCAGGCAGAUUCGUACGCCGUCAAGCGAGCUUCCUAUCGGAGAUCCAUGGAACAAGAGAGGAUCGUCACGGAAGAUGUCCGGACGAAGCCCUCGCCGUCGCCGGCGAAGGCAGUGCACCGGCGGAGGCUGUCCGACAGCACGGACUCCAACUACGAGCGCAGCCCGCGGAUCGUGGAGAUGGACACGUGCCACCUCCGCUCGCGGUCCACCAGGAUCGCGAGCGGCCGGUACACCCCCGAUCGCUCGUCGGCCCGCCUCGCCGCGGACCUGGCGCCGCUGUCCGUCAAGCAGCCCCAGCGUCUGUCCACCCGGCGGCACCACGAGCGUGAACCCGUCAGGCACGCCAGGACGGCCCAGAACACGCCCCGCUUCAGCAGCCCCAACCCGCCGUAUGCGUACGACUCGCCUGCCAAGAGCGUCGACGGUCUGACGCCGCGGCCGCUAUGGCACCGGGACCUGCUCGCGAGCCCGCGCUACAUGGGGGGCACGGCCUCGUCGGCGGCGAAGACGCGGUGCCACAGCGCGCCCAGGCAGCCGCCGGCCGAGGCGGCGAGGGCGAGCCUGACGUCCCAAGCAGGGUCGAGGAGGUCCGCGUCUAAGCGUAUGCAGAGCGGUUACCUCUCGGAAGCCACGCUCAAGGGCUACUCCGGUCUCAUCGAGGAGGCAGCCAGGGAUUACUACUUGGACAGGAUGUGGUGACCCAUCAGAUGGAGAGUGUGAAAUACGAUCAGUCUCCAAAUUUCAGAUAGUUAUCCAAAUUGUGUACAUAUUCAGUUGCUAAAGUGUUAUAAUGGUCCAGGCACGGUUAAGUUUUUGUGAA